AAGCCGCCGCGGGCGGCGGGCUUCCAGGCUUGAGGGUGGUGAGUGCGGGAGCGGCGGGGUUGGCGUGGGGAGGAAGGAUUCGGCGGGAGGUCCCCCACCCAUGCGCCCCCGUGGAGCGUCUGGAGGCUGCGAUGGGAAGAAAGGGGGAGGGUAGAGGAGCUGGGCCUGGAACUCAGCCCGAGGGUACACUGCAGCCCAGGAGGACGCCACACGCAUGCCUGGGAUGGUGGAGACCAAGGACUUGGUACAGCUGCGGCAGCUCAACCUGGCGCUCCUGAGGCAGCUGUGGGUCGGGCAGGAUGCCGUGCGGCGGUCGGUGGCAAAAGCAGCCUCAAAAUCAGCCCGGGACUCCAGCAGCAGCUAUGACUCCCAGACAUCAUCGUCCCAGGAGACGUCUUUAAUGGCCCUCAGAGCCUCCAGCCUACAGGACGCCCACCAGGGUGAUCCCUGUGAUAUGUCCUGGCCUGGCGGGACCGGCUCUGAAGUGGUCUCUUUCCCAUCUGCCAAGUACCGACACCAGGCAUCCCUGGGCUCACUGAGGCCCUGCUUGGCACCCUUGCUGGCCAUCUCAGACCCAAAUGACCCAGAGCUUUCAGCAGAGCUGGACAGUCCAGGGCCUCAGGAGGCCCAGGCCCAGAGCUCCGCCCUGGAUCAACAAAGCAGGCUGUCCAAGUCAAGAGUGACCCUCAGUGAGGAGUCUGCGUUGCCUGACACCAGCUGGCGCCUCAGACCAUACUUGGGCUACGACUGGAUUGCAGGGUCUCUGGACAACAGCUCACCUGUCACCAGCAAGCCCGAGGCCUUCUUCUCGAAACUACGGGAUUUCCGGGAAGCCAACAAGGAGGAGUGUAUCAGCAGUGACCCUGAACCCCAGUUCCUAGGCCCGCGAGAGAGCAGUGGCAGGGUGGAAGACCAUGAAUACGCCAGUGUGUGUGCGACGUGCGGGCGCAGUGUGCAUCCUGCCGGAGCCGGCGGUGUGCUCAGCGCUGUCCCGGGAGCACACGUGCGUGUUCGUGUCCUGUGCGUGUCCAUCUGUACCAGCCUGUGCGGUGGGGGCGGGGGGUCCAGGGAUCUGGGGGCCCGGCUGAGAGGAGCUGCUGCUUCCCACGGCCCCGCAGGCGUGUACUGUUACCGCGUCAGCCGGCGCCUGUUUCUGGUGCCUUCCGAUCCUGGCACCCCCUGCCGCCUGUGCCGGACACCUCGGGACCAGAGGCGUCCUGAGACUCUGGUGGAGCCGGCGCAGGUCAGGGUGAGCAUCCCGCUGUCCGUCCUGGACCCCCCGCACCGCUACCACAUCCACCGGCGGAAGAGCUUUGACGCCUCCGACACGCUGGCCCUGCCCCGGCACUGCCUGCUGGGCUGGGACAUUCUCCCUCCGAAGUCCGAGAAAAGCUCAGCCCCCAAGAGCCUGGACCUCCGGUCCUGUGUGUCCUCCGAGGCCCAACACCGGAAGCUGCCAACCCUUCCCACCUGGAACUGUUGUCCAGACUUUUCCUUGGUCUCCCUGCCUGGCCCCACACACUCCCUGCCCCACACCCUCCCCAACUCUGGAAGCCAUCCCUCUCCGGGCCACCUUGUCAGCCUUCAUCUCCCCAUGUCUCUUGACCAGGGCCAGGGGGGCUCAUCGGAUCUUCUCCCCUUGCUGGGCUGGGGCUUUCUGAGGGGCAGGGGUCCCUGGGAGCUGCUCAUCCUUGUUGGCCCCAGCUUGUCAGUACACUUGGAGGACAUGGUGGCCACCAGCAUCAGAAAGAGCCAGGAUCACCCCUGGGUCCACAAAGAGGGUUCACUGGUGGCCCCAAAGACAUAUCUUCCCAGAACCUCAGAAUGUGGCUUUAUUUGGGGUAAGGGUCUUUGCUGAUCUAAUGAAGGUAAGGCUCUUGAGAUGAGAUCAUCCUGGAUGAGGGAGGGCCUUAACUCCAGGGGUGGGUGUCCUUGUAAGAGAAAAGGCAGCACACAGACCCAUGGGGGGGGGAAUGUGACGAUGGGGGGGGGGAGACUGGAGUGACCCCUGUACAAGCUGAGGACCCCAGGAUUGCUGGUGGCCACUGGGAGCUGGGAGAGGGGCCCAGAACAAAUUCUCCCUCAGAGCCUCCAGAAGGAACCAAUCCUGUGGCACCUUGAUUUUGGACUUCUGGCCUCCAGACCCAUGAGAGAAUCCAUCUCAGUUGCUUCAGGUCACCCCGUCUGUGGUGACCAUGGCUGCCCUGGAAAACCACCACGGUUCCCGAGGAGCUGGCGUGCCUCUUAAAGGAAAAGGACACCAGGCUGUGCGCACCCAGGAACAAGGUCGUGUGGGGACCCCGAGAAGGCGCUGUCUGCAAGCUGAGGAGCGAGGCCUCAGGAGAACCCACCCCUGCUCACAGUGAUCUUGGGCUUCCAGCCUCCAGGAGUGGGAGAAGGCCCUGUGAAGUGGGGGAAGCUGGUCGGGGAGGUUAACCAGCUCGCGCCAGCUCGCUCAGCUGGGGCAGGAACCGCAGCGAUUUGAACCCAGCUUUGUCUGACUUUCCCAAACUCUUCUUUUUUUUUUUUUUAAACGACACCUCCAAUAUUCCAUUUUAUUAAUGCAAGGGUGUUUUUUGUUUUGUUUUAUUUUGUUUUUGUUUUUAAUUUGCAGCACAGAUCACAUGAGAGAGUUUUCUGCGUGCUGUUCAUUUUACUGAGUCCGGAGAAGGUGACAGGGAUGCAGCUGCUGCAAGGAAAAGCUGCCUUGGCCCCUGGGCUCUUGCAGGGCUGAGCUCCCACACAGGGGCCCCGGGGGCUGAGCUCUGCCUGACCUGGUCAUUUUGAAAUCAGGGGCCCCUCCUGGGAAGGAUGCAGGCUGAGGAGAGCUGCAAGGCAGGCUUAAAAAUCAGGGCUUGAGAUGACUCAUCUGUGGCUAUUUAUUACCUAUCUACAUUUCUCGGUCUGAUUGGGCUGCUCGAGGGCCAAGCCUCCUUCUUUCUGGGUGCUGACUAAGCAACCCAGGGUCCUGCCCGCCUGUGGCCUCAUCUGGAGCUCACUCUCCUCACCCUCAGCAACACGCGGGCCCCGUGGGGCCACUGGAAGUUCCCCCUAACUGCCCUCACUGAGGUCUUCCCAGCAGCCCCACUCUCUGUGGGUUCCUGUUCUUUCUCCCUACAGUUCUCAGCUUCUUUGUCACCUCCUCAGGGAAGCCCUCUCUGACCACGCCCACCCCGUCACGAUCUGCUUAGGCGGCCUGUAGAGAGCAAGAUGGAGUCACUCAUGCCAAGCAGGGGCCUGUGUCAAGCAAUGUCCCAGGCAGUGAAGGGAGCUGCAGCUGCCAGAUCUUACUGAGACCCACACCAGCUGAGGACGCUUCAGAACUGAUAACCAACAGAAGCAGACCAGGUCUGCAGGGGCCCGAGACGGAUUCAACCCCUUUAGAAAGGGGAGGAGGUUUGCAGCAAACUGCACGGCCCCUCUCGGUCUGAUGGCCUCAAGAAGGCAGCCACACCCAAGGCCCUGCCCGAUGGAUCUCUGAACAGAACCGAGAGCCUUCCCCGCUUGGACAGAAGCAGCAGUGAGUGCCGAGAGCUGCCCCGGGCCGGACCAAGGCCUCAGCUCAACCGGGCGCCCACAGCCUGACUUCGCAUCUGGUUCGUUACCUUCCUACGCCCUCUGCUCUCCUGUUAUGUGGCUUGUCUUGCGUUCUGCUCGUGUGCCCUGCGAGAAGCCAAGUUAAUCAGGAGGUGAAAUGUCAUUGACUUUGGAAUCCUGGACCUGCUUCCUAAUUAUGUUACCCCUGCUUUAUGAUUGAAUAAAGGCCACAUCGUGGAAA
Molecule: messenger RNA, 3778 nt
Organism: Ailuropoda melanoleuca (giant panda)
Lineage: Eukaryota; Metazoa; Chordata; Mammalia; Carnivora; Ursidae
Gene: MIIP
Product: migration and invasion inhibitory protein
Exons: 12
Coding region: 215-1858 (547 amino acids)
Biological process (GO): negative regulation of G2/M transition of mitotic cell cycle; negative regulation of cell migration
Source: RefSeq, a predicted model, not a curated record